Corylus avellana is the source of this 3168-nucleotide messenger RNA. RefSeq lists its product as uncharacterized. The record is from RefSeq and is a predicted model, not a curated record. Lineage: Eukaryota; Viridiplantae; Streptophyta; Magnoliopsida; Fagales; Betulaceae. Gene Ontology annotation, molecular function: protein binding; ATP binding; protein kinase activity. Gene Ontology annotation, biological process: protein phosphorylation.
UCAAGUCUUCUGCAGACUACAAACCAAGAGAGUCAAAAAGUCUGUCAGUGCCAUCCAAGUUACCAAAAUAUUGUGCUUCACUUCCACCUCAAGCCCUUCUCUCUCUCUAGCGCACUCAACCAUGGUAAUAGAAAGGCCAUCCCUUCUCUUCCUCUUGGGUUUUCUGUUGGUGCAGUCAUGCAUGCAUCAGUUGUACUCCCAAUCUUUAAGUAAUUCUACUGAUCAAUUAGCUCUCAUUGCCUUCAAAUCUAACAUCACCUCCAGUCCAAACCAAACUCUCUUGGCAGCUAACUGGACCACAACAACAAACAUGUGCAACUGGGUUGGGGUCUCUUGUAGCCGGCGCAGGCAAAGAGUGACCGCUUUGAACCUUUCCUACAUGGGUCUCGAAGGCACCAUUUCUCCUCAUAUUGGUAAUCUCUCAUUCCUUGUCUCUCUUGAUCUAAGCAACAACUACUUCUUCAGCUUUCUGCCUCAUGAGAUCAGCCGCCUACACCGCUUGAGAAUACUCCGAUUGUCAUCCAACCUGUUGGAAGGUAAUAUCCCUCCCACUUUGCAUUAUUGUCGGAAGCUUCAAGUACUUAGUCUUGCAGAGAAUAAAUUCAGCGGAGGGCUCCCUUCACAAAUGAGUUAUUGUAGAGAGCUUGUAGUGUUAUCGCUAUCAUUUAAUAAGUUUAUUGGAAGCAUUCCAAAAGGCUAUGGGAGUUUGGAAAAGCUUCAAAAGCUAUAUCUUGGAGACAACAACUUAAAUGGGUCAAUCCCCCGAAGCCUUUUCAACAAUUCAUCUCUUAAAGAAAUCUCCUUGACCAACAAUUCCUUUUAUGGAAAUAUUCCAUUUGAUAUAGGGCUUUCUUGCCCGAAUCUUGAAUAUGUGGUUUUUGGUAUGAACAAAUUUAGUGGUCGUAUCUCAUCUUAUCUUUCAAAUUGUUCAAAGCUCCUCGUAGUAGAUUUUCAUACAAACUUACUCUCUGGGCCAAUACCCACGAGUCUUGGACGCUUGAAAUACCUUCAAGAACUUUAUUUGAAUAACAAUCAGCUUACAGGAGAGUCUUCUGAAGGUCAAGAGCUUAAUUUCCUUUCAUCUUUAUCUAAUUGUAGAUUUUUGAAAAUGCUGUCAAUAUCUAGGAAUCCAUUGGAUAUUACUCUUCCUAAUUCCAUUGGAAACUUUUCUGUUUAUCUUGAAUCCAUUGUUGCAUCCCAAACCCAAAUAAGGGGUUAUAUUCCUAUGGAAAUCGGUUCCUUGAAAGGCUUGACCUGGCUUCAUUUGAGCAGUAACAAUUUGAGUGGAAACAUUCCAUCCACGAUUGGGGGACUGGAGAGUUUGCAAAAAUUGUUUCUUGACCAUAAUAAGAUUGAAGGAUCUACUCCCGAAGACAUAUGUCAGUUAAAGAACUUAGGCGACUUAGAUCUCUCAGAUAACAAAAUCUUUGGAUCCAUCCCAAAUUGCAUUGCAAAUCUCAGUUAUUUGCAAUAUCUAAACCUUAGUUCUAAUAGAUUGGAAUCAUCAAUACCAUUAAAUUUAUGGAGCCUUGGAAAUCUACAGGUUUUGGACCUAUCAUUGAAUGCCUUUGGUGGAUAUUUGUCUCCAAACAUGAAAAAAUCGGAUGUUAUUGAACACAUAGAUUUAUCUCGAAACCAAAUUACUAGAAAUAUUCCAAGCAUCAUUGGAUCUUUUGAAAGCCUACGUUUUCUUGACUUAUCAAAGAACUCAUUUCGUGGAGAGAUUCCACAAUCUUUUGGAGACUUAAAGGGAUUGGAUAUGUUAAACCUCUCAUAUAAUAAUCUCAAUGGUUCAAUUCCCAAGUCUCUUGAGGCACUUUCAUAUCUCAAGAACUUGAAUGUAUCUUUCAACGAACUAUCUGGAGAGAUCCCAUCAGGUGGGCCUUUUGCGAACUUCACAGCUGAAUCAUUUUUAGGAAAUAAAGCACUUUGUGGGAAUCAAUUUUUCGAUGUUCCACCUUGUCCAAGUCCGAGCUCCAAAGGAUUAAGGGUGAAAGAAAUUUUGCUUAAAUAUGUUCUUCCUGGAAUUAGUUCAAUUAUAAUCAUUCUAGCACUGGUUUACAUGUUGAGAAGACAUCGAGAAAGUAAUAAGCAAGUUCCAAGUUUACCUAAUACAUUGUCUGUGUUGGAACAUAGAAUGAUAUCAUAUCAAGAGCUUUGUCGAGGAACAAACAAUUUCUGUGAAAGUAACUUGCUUGGAACUGGAGGUUUUGGUUCUGUUUACAAAGGAGUGCUAUUUGACGGGACAAUUGUUGCUGUCAAAGUUCUAAAUUUGCAAUUGGUUGGUGCUUUCAAAAGUUUUGAUGCAGAAUGCAAGGUGUUACAGACAAUUAGACAUAGGAAUCUUGUUAAAGUCAUAAGUACAUGUUCCAACCUCGAGUUUCGAGCUUUGGUGCUGCAAUACAUACCGAAUGGCAACCUUGAAAGAUGGUUAUACUCUCACAACUACUGCUUAAAUCUUCUUCAAAGAGUAAACAUUAUGAUUGAUAUUGCAUCAGUGUUGGACUAUCUCCACUAUGGUCAAUCAGAACCUGUCGUUCAUUGUGACUUGAAGCCUACCAAUAUCUUGCUGGAUGAUGACAUGGUUGCACAUGUUGCUGAUUUUGGCAUUGCAAAAAUUUUAGCCGAAAACAAGGAUUUCAUAUAUACCAAAACUCUUGGUACACUCGGCUACAUCGCACCAGAGUACGGUUUUGAAGGAAAAGUGCUCAUCAAAUGCGAUGUUUAUAGUUAUGGUAUAGUAUUGUUGGAGAUGAUAACAAGGAAGAAACCUAUUGAUGACAUGUUUGUAGGAGGAUUGACUUUGAGACAAUGGAUAAAUGAAUCACUUCCUGGCAGAAUGAUGGAAGUUGUGGAUGACAGUUUAUUAAGAAUAGAACAUGGAAGAGACAUAAUUGCCAUCGAGAGUAUUUUUUCGUCCAUAAUAGAAUUAGGCUUAAAGUGUUCUGAAGAAUUACCUGAUGAGAGAAUCAACAUCAAGGACGUGCUUCUCAAGCUUAACAAAAUCAAAUUGGCACUUUCUGAAGACCGAAACAACAGGGGUGUUUGAUGUCUUUGAUAUGGGUAUUGCAUGGUUUAUCUUUUUGCUUUUAUAAGUACUUACAAGUGGCAUGUAAUAACUUUAUAUGACUUUUCAUGUUUAUGCAAAUGGUUUGGGAUUUUCUAGCA